Molecule: messenger RNA, 2802 nt
Organism: Apiotrichum porosum
Lineage: Eukaryota; Fungi; Basidiomycota; Tremellomycetes; Trichosporonales; Trichosporonaceae
Exons: 4
Coding region: 1-2802 (933 amino acids)
Biological process (GO): amine metabolic process
Cellular component (GO): plasma membrane
Molecular function (GO): quinone binding; primary methylamine oxidase activity; copper ion binding
Source: RefSeq, a predicted model, not a curated record
AUGGGCCGCUGGCCGCUGGGGUUAGCCAAGCUCUCCAUUAGUAUCCCGGCUGCCGCAUUUAACUCGCUGAAUUCGUUAACUCGUUCAAAACAACUCGCCAACGUCAUUGCCAAAGAAGUUGCCGCGCGUCCUCGCAACCGAGGGGCUCGAGUCAACACACCCACUCCGCCACUCAAUUGCUCAACCUCCCACUCCACCAUGCCAGACAAGGACGACGUGAACCAGCCUCUCCUCAAGGAUGAGGCAUCUGCAGACCUCGACCGAGAGGCCCUCGUGCCCCCUCGUCAACCCCGAAGGUUACUGCGGUGGCUCGCCGCCGCCAUCGUUGCGUUUGUGGUCAUCGAGGCGGCUGUGGUGAACCAUGUGCGUCCGGACAGUGCCAGCCUGGCGGGAAACCUCAAUACAUGUGCUCCACCCGAUGCUGUGAGCAUCAAGGCCCCGCGAACCAACCUGUGGAAGAACCUCAGCGUCAAGGAAGCUGUCGACCUCAAGAAGUGGCUGUCGGAUCCGGCUCGCAGCCUGAACCUGACCGACUCAGAACUAGCUCUCGACACUGACAACUUUAUUCAUCUGGUCGAGAAUUACCCUCCUCCCAAAGCAUCUGCGCUGGCCCAUCUCCACGACCCAAAGGAAGUGGUCGACCGCUAUGCUCGUGCCAUCAUCAACCACGGUCCUGCCGAGAAGAUUGUCGACUAUCUCGUCGGCCCUCUCCCACCCUCCAACAAGACGACUAUUCGGCCACUGACGGAAAUCUACCACGCGCCCAUCCCACACAAUGCGCGCACAACGUUCAACUACGCCGUGCUGGCCGAGAUGAUCGUGGACAUGCUCAGCCCCGUGGACGACAUCACGCGCGACCUGUUCAACGUCUCUGCGCUGGACGGCACCGUCAGCGUCUCGGCGACCAUGCCUCUUUCGUAUGACGGCACUUGGCGCAGGACGUGGGUCCAGCUCAAGCGAAACGUCCCUGGUGGAUGGCUGCAUCCAUUGGACUUCAACUUCCUCGUUGACAUGACGGGCACCGACGUGUCAAAGUACCACAUCCUGGUAUACGUCCACAACGGCAAGAUGUACCGUGGUGUGGACGAGCUUCGGGCGGCAUUUGAGCGCGGUGAGCUGCGCCGCAUGGAGGACUGGGACGGCUCGGACUGGGCCACACGCGCCAUCAAGGGCAAGCGGCGGGACCUGGACGACCGCGCGGGACCACGCACUGUUCAGUCGGACGGCGCCCGCUACCGCGCCGACGUGGAUGAGGGCUACGUCACAUGGAUGGGCUGGUCAAUGUACCUCAGCUUUGAGCGGGACAUGGGUCUGCACCUAUGGGACAUCCGGUUCAAGGACGAGCGUAUCAUUUACGAGCUAGCGCCACAGGAGGCCAUGGCGCAGUACUCGGGUUCCGACCCGCACCAGGCCUCGACGGUCUGGCUGGACCGCGCGUUUGGCAUGGGGGGUAAUGUCCGCGAAGUCAUUCUCGGGUACGACUGUCCGCACCAUGCCUUGCUCUUGAACGCUACCGUUCACGAAAUGGGGUCGUCGAACCGCCGCAAUGCCAUUUGCGUCUUUGAGCGCGAGGCUGGCCGGCCGCUCUCCCGCCACACUGGCAAGGCCAAGAACGAGAUGGGUGCCGUCAAGGGCUACGAGUUGGUUGUUCGCACAGUCUCGACAGUGGGCAACUAUGACUAUAUCUUUGACCAGGUGUUCGGCCUGGACGGAACCAUCGAGGUCCGCGUCAGUGCCUCUGGAUACCUCCAAGGCGGUGUCUGGAACGACAAGCAAGCGCCAUACGGCCACCAGCUUCGUCCAGGAUCCAUGGGAAGCCUCCACGACCAUAUAAUCAACUACAAGAUCGACUUUGACGUCUUGGGCACCAACAACUCGUUUAUGAAGGUCAGCCUGGAGCAAGAGAAGCUCGCCGAGGAGUGGUUCGAGGUCGACGGCUGGGGCCCUGUCACGCAGACCAAGAUUGUGCGAACCCACGUCGAGGAAGAGGCGCUCUUCCAGUACCCGGCCAACAUGGAGGGAGCGUAUGUCGUCGUCAAUGAGGAUGAGCACAACGCUUGGGGUAACCCGCGCGGAUACGCUCUACACCCAGGACCACUGUGUCGCCUGACCAACCUCGACGCCAAGCGGACGGAAAACUCGGUCAACUGGGCCAAGCACCACCUCGCCGUGUCUCGGCGGCACGACAACGAGCCGUCGUCCUCGUCGAUGUGGAACGGCAAUCUCCCCGGCGCCCCGCCAGUCAACUUUUACAAGUUUUUCAACAACGAGUCGCUCGCACAGCAAGACCUCGUCGUGUGGGUCAACCUCGGCACACACCACCUUCCUCGCGCCGAGGACGCGCCGAAUACGCUCACCAACGUGGCCACGAGCUACAUUUUGCUCGUGCCGUGGAACUUUAACGACAAUGACGCCAGUCUCGACUCGCGCAACUCUGUGCUUCUUAACAAUGACGGCAAGGCGUGGAAGAUUGAGGAAGCUGCUCGUCAGCCACACUGUGUGGUCCCACCAGAGCCGCGUCUGACGUAUACUGGCCUCGAGGCCUGGAGGGACGAUGGAACUCCGUAUAGUCCGGUAGAGAUCGGCGAGCUUCGGACCCAUGGUGAGUCGGAUGGGGUGCGACGAGUAACGAAGGCACACGCUUGGAACCGGGGAAGAUGGCGAACUGAGGGUCGUGAAGGGUCGACGACCAACGGCGCUGGCGAUGUGGCGCUGGACGAUACCGAUUCCAGUACCCAACACGGCCAGCGCCAAGCCAGAGUCGUUCGCAAGCGAUUGGAAGCGAGAGGAAACGGUUACUGA